This is a messenger RNA of Penicillium mononematosum, 1476 nucleotides long. RefSeq names its product C2HC5-type zinc finger protein. Gene Ontology annotation, molecular function: zinc ion binding. Gene Ontology annotation, cellular component: nucleus. The coding region runs from base 1 to 1476 and encodes 491 amino acids. NCBI's taxonomy places the organism in Eukaryota, Fungi, Ascomycota, Eurotiomycetes, Eurotiales, Aspergillaceae. Gene Ontology annotation, biological process: regulation of DNA-templated transcription. The record is from RefSeq and is a predicted model, not a curated record. The transcript has a single exon.
AUGGCUGAUAUUAACGCAUGGGCAGCUCCUCGUCUCUCCCAGCUUCUCCCGCUGGAUCCAGACUCACUUUCUCAGGUCAUCGACUAUGCCCUCAGCCUUUCGAGGGAGGCAUGUGCCGACCAUCUCAAAAACCUCCUAGGCGACUCCCCGGCUGCCCUAGAAUUCAUCUCCUCGUUUAAUUCACGGCGAGAACCCCAGCGACCACCUCAGAACCCCUCUACACAAAACAGAGAUGCAUCGAGAUCAAGUGGAGGAGCCAAGAAGGGCAAAAAGAAGGCCCCGCUGCACACUGCCGGCCCACCACGCCGACCAGACAACUACGGCGAUGUAGGAGGUGCCUACAAGAAAGCCGAUGAAGAAGACUAUAUGUCUUCUCGGAAACCAACUGCUCCCGCUCUUGCACCAUCCCCGCAUGGGUCCUCGGCCUCGUCACGCAUUCCCUCCCCUUUACCUGCAUCAUCCCCGAAGCCACCACCAUCCGCGAGCGGCCCUACGAUCUCAGACAUGCUACCAAAUGUGCGAUCCAAAGUGAGCAAGUCAACACGUCAAGGUGGAGGAGCCGGAUCAUCUUCCAAGGGAAGCACAGCUCUCUCAACCAACGAUAUCUCCGACCUCACCGCAGCUAUCGCCGCCCUAGAGGUAUCGACAAAUCCAAGUCUCGGGGAGAGACGCAACUGCACCUGCUAUGGUUCACUACACCCAGUAUUCGAUCCAGCGCCCAAUUGUCUUAACUGCGGGAAAAUUAUUUGCUCACUCGAGGGAUUACAGCCGUGCUCAUUCUGCGGCACACCACUCCUCUCCGCCGAAGAAGUGCAGGGUAUGAUUCGGGAACUACGGGCGGAGCGGGGACAAGAGAAGAUGCGCGUACACAAUGAAGGUGUUCAUCAUGAAGGGGGUCCCAGACCUACUCCCGGGUCCGAACCUUCCAAACUGGAUGCCGCGAAAGCACACAGGGACAAGCUGCUCCAGUUCCAAGCGCAGAACGCCCGCCGAACAAAGGUUGUCGAUGAAACGGCGGAUUUCGAGACUCCGAAUGUCGCCUCAACCUUGUGGAUGACACCCAUCCAACGAGCGUUGGCGCUCAAGAAACAGCAGCGCAUUCAGCGCGAGAUGGAUGAGAAAGCUCGUCCCGAAUGGGAGAAGAAGAAGACUGUAAUGAGUCUUGAUAUUAAAGGUGGCAAGGUCCGCCGAGUCUAUCAUUCCGCACCGGCAGAACCAACUCCAGAGGUCAGCGAGCCUGAGCCUGUUGAUGAAGUAGGUGCGGAGGACAGCCCUCAAGGACAACGCACUUUCAGUCGCAAUCCUCUUCUCGCAGCCGGUGGUCUUAUGCGACCUGUUUGGCGUGCCCCGGAGAUAAAACAGGCUGAAGCAGUGGGACAGACCGAACGAAAACAGACUUGGCGACGUGUGCAAGAUGACAACGACGACAACGAGCAAUGGAUUUUGGACGGAGGAAUACAUGGACACGCCAGUUAG